ACAAUUCGGUCGGAACGCAUGCAAACGAAACCUUUGCAGCCUGGCAGCAAGAUUUGUGGCAACAGCUCGUUCCGAAAGUCAAACAAAGUACGGCGGCAACCUCGUCGUGUGCGUGUGCGAGUGAAGGAAAGACUGCCGAGAAUGCCGGUGGUUGCUGUUCCUCCUCCAACAAGGACCUUGAUGCCAACGAAGAAGCCAAUGCAGGAUGCUGUUCCAGUCCAAAUAACGAUGAUGAUGACGACAACGAAUCAUACUAUUCGGAAGAAGAAGAUGACGAAAACGAGGAACCUGCUGUGAUGGAUUUGGAAGACAUGGGCGAUGCCAUGCUGGCGACACAAGCUGCCACCGUCAAAUCUAAGGAGCCACGCGAAAUGGUCACGCCGAGCCAAGCAGCAGCUCUUAAAAAAGAAGGAUACAAGUUGAUCGGAACCCACAGUGCCGUCAAACUCUGUCGCUGGACGAAACACCAGUUGCGAGGACGUGGCGGAUGUUACAAGCACACCUUUUACGGCAUCACCAGCUAUCAAUGCAUGGAAGCAACACCAAGCUUGGCCUGCGCCAACAAGUGCGUCUUUUGCUGGCGCCAUCACAAAAACCCAGUGGGCAAAGAGUGGCGAUGGAAGACGGACGAUCCGUAUUUCAUUGUCGAUCAGGCUGUCAACACACACGUACAAAUGAUCAAGGAAGCCAAAGGUAUUCCGGGUGUGCGUAUGGAUCGUUGGCAGGAAGCUCAUACCGUUCGUCAUUGUGCACUUAGUUUAGUUGGUGAGCCUAUUAUGUACCCGCGCAUCGGUGAACUCUUGGGAGAUCUCCACCGACGCAAGAUUUCGACCUUUCUGGUGACUAACGGUCAGCACCCGCACGCCAUCGGGACACUUCGUCCCAUUACACAGCUUUACGUUAGUGUGGACGCACCUACGCAAGAAAGUUUAAUAGAAAUUGAUCGCCCAUUGUUCAAUGACGCUUGGGAUCGUUUGAAACAAUCGCUCGUUUCUCUAAAGGACAAGGGUCAACGAACGGUGGCUCGUCUGACAGUUGUCAAGGGCUGGAACUCGGAUGAAAUCGAAGGUUACGCUAAGCUGAUUGUCCUAGGACAAGUCAGCUUGGUGGAGGUAAAGGGGGUGACGUUCUGCGGCAAAUCCGACGCUUCCAAUCUCAACAUGACCAAUUCCCCGUGGCACCAUGAGGUAGUUGAAUUGACUAGAACGCUGAAAGACGAAAUUCAGAAGAUUCGCGACAAGGGUGGUGACGACGUACCUCCUGAAUACGGAUUGGCAUGUGAGCACAAACAUUCGUGCAGCGUUCUACUGGCGCGAGUAGAUCAGUUCUCUAAGGUGGACCCCGCCACUGGGCAGCGCAAGUGGCAAACUUGGAUUGAUUACGACCGUUUCCAAGAGCUGGCGGCAAUGUACGAAGAAGAUCCUACGUUUACGUUUGGAGUCGAAGAUUACGUGGCGGAUACGCCCGCAUGGGCUCUUUUUGGCGCUGAAGAGGAAGGCUUUGAUCCAACCGACAAACGUCACCGGCGUCCGAAGAAACAUCCC
Messenger RNA from Phaeodactylum tricornutum CCAP 1055/1, 1544 nucleotides. RefSeq lists its product with no specific name. The transcript has a single exon. Gene Ontology annotation, molecular function: 4 iron, 4 sulfur cluster binding; catalytic activity. The record is from RefSeq and is a predicted model, not a curated record. Lineage: Eukaryota; Bacillariophyta; Bacillariophyceae; Surirellales; Neidiaceae. Gene Ontology annotation, biological process: wybutosine biosynthetic process. The annotation marks the transcript as partial.